AUGACUGAUAAAGCCCAAGAUGAGGCCGAAAAGGCCGCUUUGAAUCCAUCCUCAGGAGAAGACGCCGCUCUCAAGGAGAAACUCGUUGUGCGAGGAGGCAUCUGGCAGACAGGAAAAAACUGCGUUUCAUACUUUUCCACCCUCAGCAUCUUCACGAUCACCACUCUUCUUAUGAUUCCCGGUCUCGCUCUUGCGUGCUAUCAUCAAAAAGCUCUUCAACUUCUUACGCUUACCACCGCAUCUACUGCUCCUGGUAAAGUUAGUGGAGGUUUGAAUACAACAAAUGGGAGCAGAGAUAAUCUCACCUAUAAGAUAUAUCUAUGGUAUUAUUGUGUCUCGGGUGUUGCUACUGGAAGUGGUAAUUUGGUGAAUAUAACGGAUAGUUGUCAUCAAUCGAGACAAGCAUUGACCUAUCACAUUCUCCCUUCCCUCAACUCAACCUUUACACCUCCUCUUCCUGGAUACGAUGUCUCUGGUCCUAUCAUGGCGAUAAAUGUUCUCUUCCAGAACUACGCAUAUCCAGCCUUUGCCUCCUACGUCGCCGCCAUCUUCCUCUUAAUCAUAUUUGCCAGUUUGUUCAAUUGGUGGUUCGGUGCUACUGCCACGCCACAUAAGAAAACACUUAUGCUCGUACUUUCCAUAUUCACAGGUUGUUUCGCAACCCUUGCAGCACUUCAAACCUAUCUCUGCCACCAAACCAUCUACAUCAUCAACCAAACCAUGGAACAUUCCAAAUCCACUCUCCAAAUAUCCAUCACACCCGGUAUUCUCUACCUCCUCAUCAUCCAUCUCUUCUGGAUUAUCCUUCUCCUCAACGUCCUCAUUAUCCCCAUCACAACAUGCAUUAAGCGCCGUCGCGCGAAGCGACAACUACAAGCUCUAGAUGCAGAUGCACAAGAGCUCAAAGAAAGAGAACCUCUAGAGGGCGAUACUAAAGUAUGUAUUAGUCCAGCUGAGCCCGGUGAUUCGGAGUCAAGUGAUGAUGAUCACAAUAUGUCUCCGCGUGGUGUGCCGCAGUAUGCUAUGCCUCAAUAUGGUAUACCCCAAUAUGCUGUACCCACAUAUCCUCAUCCCGGUAUGCAGAACCAGGGUUAUUAUGGUCAUGGCUAUGGUGCGCAAAUGCCUAUGCUUAUGCCUAUCUCUGAUCCCAUGCAGAACAGCGCGUAUCAAGCACAGUCUGGAAAACGCAAGAACAAGGGGAAGCGAGAACAAGAAAGGGAUGUAGAAAACUAA
Molecule: messenger RNA, 1233 nt
Organism: Botrytis porri
Lineage: Eukaryota; Fungi; Ascomycota; Leotiomycetes; Helotiales; Sclerotiniaceae
Exons: 3
Coding region: 1-1233 (410 amino acids)
Source: RefSeq, a predicted model, not a curated record